Molecule: messenger RNA, 3116 nt
Organism: Acanthaster planci (crown-of-thorns starfish)
Lineage: Eukaryota; Metazoa; Echinodermata; Asteroidea; Valvatida; Acanthasteridae
Gene: cluap1
Product: clusterin associated protein 1
Biological process (GO): cilium assembly
Cellular component (GO): intraciliary transport particle B; cilium; microtubule organizing center
Source: RefSeq, a predicted model, not a curated record
GAUCAGAUCCAAAGACAGCGGAAUCUCCCGAGAUCAAACGAGACUUGGAUGUUUAUGACAACAUUCUUGCGGUAGAAACAAAAUGUCGUACAGAGACUUGAGAAAUUUUACGGAGAUGAUGAGGGCAUUGGGUUACCCUCGCCUGAUAUCCAUGGAGAACUUCCGCACACCCAACUUUCCACUGGUAGCAGAAGUCCUGAUUUGGCUGGUCAAACGGUAUGACCCUAAUGCUGACAUACCGACAGACACAGACACUGAACAAGACAGGGUUAUAUUCAUCAAAUCCGUGGCUCAGUUUAUGGCCACCAAAGCCCAUAUCAAGCUAAACACCAAGAAGCUCUACCAGGCGGACGGUUACGCCGUCAAGGAGCUCCUGAAGGUGACGUCAGUCCUUUAUGGAGCUAUGAGGACCAAUGUAGGAGACGGGGAGGAAGACGGAGAGAACGAUGGUGCAUCGUCCUUAUCCUUUGACAUAUCCUCAAAGAUUUCGGACCUGAAAGCAUGCCGACUACUUGCAUCACAGAUUACAACCAAGGGAGCAAGUCUGUAUGAUUUACUUGGGAAGGAGGUUGAGCUGAGGGAAUUAAGGACGACGGCUAUUAACAAACCUCUUGAGAUCAAUGAGAUUGAGAAGGGUUUACACGGAAGCAUCAAGGGAGUGGAGCAUCACAUUAAAAAGACGCAGCAGAUGCUGGAGAAUGUGGCGUCCGACGAGGCCAACCUGGAAGCCAAGAUCGAUAAGAAGAAGGCGGAGCUUGAGAGGAACCACAAGCGAUUGCAGACUCUGCAAUCUGUCAGGCCGGCCUUCAUGGACGAAUACGAGAAGCUAGAGGUAGACCUAGAGAAACAAUAUGAGACCUACUUGGAGAGGUUCCGCAAUCUGACCUACCUAGAACACCAGCUAGAGGAAUUUACCAGAGCAGAGCAGGACAGAUUUGAGGAGACAGAGAGCACCUUGAAGCGGAUGCAGAACAGACUGAAAGAGGAGGAUGCCCGUAUCGGGAUAUCGGACGACUUCCUGGGAGGGGAUGAGAUACCAGGGCUCGAUGUUGUCAACGACGACGACGAUGAUGAUGAAGAUGAUGAUGACGAUGGCAGCGAGAGCGAGGAGGUACAGCGACAAGCCCCACCCCCUAGGAGGGAACGUCCCAAACCAGGAGGAAUGCGAAGCAAUAACCCCAAAGUCUUUGGAAAUAUGGGAGCUGAUAUCAGUGAUGAUGAUGGGAGUGGUUCCUCCAUCAAUGAUGACAGCAUCAGCGUGGAUGAUGACGAUCUCCUUGACGACGACGAAGGCGACAGUGAUGACCUCGAAGUGGAAGGUCCGUCAACGCGGAAGGGCCGGCGGAGAGAUGAGGCUGAUGACAGCGAUAAUGACUUCUAAAUCAAUUUUGCGGUGGAGAGAAAGUGAACUUCGAAAGGAUUCUUCUGACGGAUAUUUUCUUCAUUAAAAGAGAAGAGCGAUAUUCAUAGCAGGUGUUCAAAAAGAGACCAAAAAAGAGAAACUUCAGUUUUCAGUUUUUUCGAUCACGCUCCUCCCCGGGUGUACCUCCUUUGGAUGUUUUUGAAAUGUACACUGCCCUUGUACAGGAUGCAGCUUAUUCAGCUUUUGCCCCCCCCCAAAAAAAAACUCUGUGUGCACCCCUGGGUCACACCACUCCACCGACCAGGAUUGCUUUUCUCAGCCUAAAAUUGUAAUAUUCUAAGUGGUGACAUUCCAGAGUGUUAUCAUUUGUGUUUAAUGUGUACAGUUGAAUUCUUACAGAUGUAUAUAUAUUGUGUGUGAUAUAAUUCAUUGUCUUAUAUUUUGUUACCUACGUCCUGUUCCUGUCUUCACAUGCCAAAUACAUCUACAUGUUUGGAGUAACUGCUUAUACAUAUUCAUGAAGUGGUAUCUCCCAAAUGGCGAGCCACAUGCGUUACAUAAAUCUAAAUGAGCUUCCUAUGCAUGGCCAACCUGGUCAUGAAUAUGGAAUUCCAUUUUUUCAUUCAGAAAAUGCCCGUUUAACGCUGCAGGCCAAACACGCUGUUCAGUCACCACAGUUGUGAUGCUACGUUGGAUUUGUAGGGAGAUGGCUCAAAAUGGUUCAGCUUUGGAGAGUUGUAAUUUCUCCUGAUGUUGAUCACAAGUUAGGUAACAACAAACACUGGAUGAACAGUGACACAGGAACGCCUUGGACCAACUUUAUUUGAAGAGCUGUGGACUUGGUUUGAGACUAGGUGAUUUGUGUAGGAUUUGUGACUGACUUGAGGUGAUUUGAUUAUAUCCCUGGAAAUUGGAUGUUUCGUGAGUUGCAUAACUCUCACUUCAAUCCAAAAAUUGCUCCACUACGGAAAUGUGAAAAGAGGGGGAUUGCUAGAUACCACUUGACACCAGGGGGCGCUGUUCAUAAUACAGAUGUAUAUCUCAUGUGCACUUACACACCUCGCCUUUUAUCUAAACAAUGUAUUGAAAAAUGUUUGUAAUUUUUCUCCCUGUGUCAAUACUGUUGGAUGCAUUUUGGUGGUUUGGAAGUUCAAAAAACACCUCACAGUUUGCCCUUUCCCCCUUUUUCCACUAAAAAGUGGUAGGAUAUCCAGUAACCCAUCCCCCUUGGUCAAAAAGUGAGGGGAUAAACACGUAGUCAUGUACCUCCCAGCCCUUCCCACGUACUAUAAAUUAUUGUAAAGGCCCUCUGUCAGUAGUUCCGGUGCACUGUGAAAUUUAGUCCGUGUGGAAAAAGGGACUCGUUGACUGUAUUGGCCACCAUGUGAAGCUGAGAAUCCGUAUCAUGACAGGUAGGCCAGAUUUCACUAGGUUCCAAAUUUCAUAACACCAGAAUAUAUGAGCGCACUUAAUUUAACCCCUGAAGCUGACACAAGCGCUAUCUAGCAGUGAGUGAUUUCUGUAUGGUCUUUGAUAGCUUAAUCCCACCCUCUGGAGUUGUAUGUUUCUUUUCGCCUCUGUUAAAAAUUGUCGACAAACCCUCACAUAUCUUUGCUGCAAAGGAAUUCCAACAGACUGAACUUUAAUAACUUGUUCAGUGAUUCUAGAGCAGUUUGAAAGAAAUUUACAUGUAUUUAUAGAUACUUUUAGCUAUACAAUAAAUGCAUUGGUUAGUUUAACCAGCAAAAAACAA